AUGUCGGACACGUGCCUGGUCUGGCUCCUGGGGCUGGCGCUGCGUCUGGCGCUGUCCUCGUGCCAGCCGCCCCGCGCCGCCGACCUGAGCGCCGGCGGCGGCCCGCCAGUAGGGGGCGCCAAGUACCCCACGGUCACCAUCCAGUACGGCAAGCUGCGCGGCAUACGCAAGGAGCUGAACAACGAGAUCCUGGGGCCCGUGGAGCAGUACCUGGGCGUGCCCUACGCCACCGCCCCCGUGGGCGAGCGCCGCUUCCAGCCGCCCGAGGCGCCCGCCUCCUGGCAGGAGGUGCGGAACGCCACGCAGUUCGCGCCCGUGUGCCCGCAGAACAUCCACGGCGUGCUGCCCGAGAUCAUGCUGCCCGUCUGGUUUACCGACAACCUGGACGCCGCCGCCGCCUACGUGCAGAACCAGAGCGAGGACUGCCUGUACCUCAACAUAUACGUACCCACCGAGGACGGUCCUCUCAAAAAAACACACGACGAGUCCACCAUGAACCGGCCGAGGGAUGAAGACAUCCGUGAUCGGAGGAAAAAGCCUGUGAUGCUCUUCAUCCACGGCGGCUCCUAUAUGGAGGGCACGGGCAACAUGUUCGACGCCAGCGUGCUGGCCGCCUACGGAAACGUCAUCGUGGUCACCAUGAACUACAGACUGGGCGUACUGGGUUUCCUGAGCACAGGCGACCAGUCUGCCAAGGGGAACUACGGGCUGCUGGACCAGAUCCAAGCCCUGCGCUGGCUCAACGAGAACAUCGGACACUUUGGAGGCGACUCGGAGCGCAUCACCGUCUUCGGAUCCGGCGCCGGAGCCUCCUGUGUCAACCUUCUCAUCCUCUCGCACCACUCCGAGGGCCUGUUCCACAGGGCCAUCGCCCAGAGCGGCUCCGCCAUCUCCAGCUGGUCUGUCAACUACCGCCCCCUGGACUACACCAAGAUCCUGGCUAAGAAGGUUGGUUGCAGUAACCAGGACACAGCUGACCUGGUGGAGUGCCUGCGGAGGAAGAGCUUCCGGGAGCUAGUGGACCAGGACAUCCAGCCGGCCCGGUACCACAUCGCAUUCGGACCCGUGGUGGACGGAGACGUGGUGCCGGACGACCCAGAGAUACUCAUGCAGCAGGGUGAGUUCCUGAACUACGACAUCCUCCUGGGAGUGAACCAGGGAGAGGGCUUGAAGUUCGUGGACGACAGCGAGGGAGACGAUGGCAUCUCCUCCACCUCAUUCGACUACACCAUCUCCAACUUUGUGGACAACCUCUACGGAUACCCAGAUGGUAAAGGCAUCCUGAGGGAGACCAUCAAGUUCAUGUACACCGACUGGGCUGACCGCGACAACGGCGACAUGCGCCGCAAGACCUUACUCGCGCUCUUCACGGACCACCAGUGGGUGGCGCCGGCGGUGGACACGGCCAAACUGCACGCCGAGUUCCAGUCGCCCGUCUACUUCUACACCUUCCACCACCACUGCCAGAUGGAGACGCGGCCCGAGUGGGCGGACGCCGCGCACGGCGACGAGAUCCCCUACGUCUUCGGCGUGCCCAUGGUGGGCGCCACCGACCUGUUCCCCUGCAACUUCUCCAAGAACGACGUCAUGCUCAGCGCCGUCGUCAUGACGUACUGGACCAACUUCGCCAAGACAGGAGAUCCAAACGUGCCUGUGCCCCAGGACACCAAGUUCAUCCACACCAAGCCCAACCGCUUCGAGGAGGUCAUCUGGACCAAGUUCAGCUCCAAGGACAAGCAGUACCUGCACAUCGGCCUCAAGCCGCGCGUGCGCGACAACUACCGCGCCAACAAGGUGGCCUUCUGGCUGGAGCUGGUGCCCCACCUCCACUCCCUGCAGGAGAUGUACGACACUGACAAGCGUGGCGCUCCCCCAGGAGGCGUAGGAGGUGUAGGAGGAGGUGGCUUCUUCUCUCCCGGUCAGGGCACGUCGCCCCCGCGCUACCCCGCCACCGCCACCUACCCGCCGGACCCCGAGGAGAACUCGGACCGGCCCGUCUUCUCGCCAUUCCCGUCGGACACGCGCGACUACUCCACGGAGCUGAGCGUGACGGUGGCCGUGGGCGCCUCGCUGCUCUUCCUCAACGUGCUGGCCUUCGCCGCGCUCUACUACAAGCGCGACAAGCGCCACGAGCUGCGGCUCACGCGCCGCCACCGACGCCUCUCGCCCCAGCGCGGCGGGAUGAUGGGCGGCGGGGGCUUGGGGCUGGGUGGCCUCCCAUCCCACAACGACCUGGUACUGAGCCAGGAGGAGGAGCUGAUGUCCCUGCAGAUGAAGCAGCAGCAGCAGCAGCAGCAGAGGGAGCGCGAGCGAGCCGAGCUGGAGCACGCGGCCGCCACGGGGGCCGGAACGCCCCUGCCGCCGACCCGCGCCGCCGCCAUCCACGCCGGCGACCUGGAGCCCCUGCGGCCGCCCGUCUGCGGCCCGCCGGACUACACGCUGGCGCUGCGCCGGGCGCCCGAGGACGUGCCGCUCAUGGGCGCCGGACCCCCCGUGCCCGUGCCUCCGCAGUCCAACGCCAACGCCAUUCCCAUGAUGCCGAGCACCAUCUCGGGGGGCAUGGCGACCAUACAGGCCACGUUCAACACCUACCCGCCCCCCGUGCCCACUGCACCGCCCUCCACCACGCACAGCAACAACGCCCUGCCGUCACACCAGCACUCCACCACGCGCGUAUAGUAGAGCGCCGUGCGCGGGCAACAACCCUACGCUACGCUACGCUACGCUACGGUAGCGCCCGCCAAAGAGAGUAGAUUAGAGUAAAGAUACUUCAGGCUCAAACUUUUUUUUCCGGGAUCCAUGUGAUGUCAGGUCAGGAUUAAGGAACGCCCCUUUAGGAAGACCUUCAGUUUAGAAGAGCGUUGGAGUCUUGCGGUUGAGAA
This is a messenger RNA of Engraulis encrasicolus (European anchovy), 2882 nucleotides long. Its product is annotated as neuroligin-2-like. Lineage: Eukaryota; Metazoa; Chordata; Actinopteri; Clupeiformes; Engraulidae. The record is from RefSeq and is a predicted model, not a curated record. The transcript has 11 exons. Gene Ontology annotation, biological process: neuron cell-cell adhesion; postsynaptic membrane assembly; chemical synaptic transmission. Gene Ontology annotation, molecular function: neurexin family protein binding; signaling receptor activity. Gene Ontology annotation, cellular component: plasma membrane; cell surface; postsynaptic specialization membrane. The coding region runs from base 1 to 2679 and encodes 892 amino acids.